CGUUGGUGACUGCAGGCUCGGCAUCUCUGUACGUCGGUUGUUGGUGUUGGUAUAGGGCAGUAUGUGAAGUCCAAAAACCACAGCUACUAAGAAACAGGGUGGCUAUUAGCUGUCCUGCCACUGCGGCCUGACUCUUCCCCAAUAAGGCAGCCACGGUGGGCUCAACCACACACUGUGUUUGCUUGUCAAUGUGACAGAGCGCUACGUCUCAACCAGGAUGGGUCAGGACAGGGGGAAGUAUGACUUUUACAUCGGCCUGGGACUGGCCAUCAGCUCGAGUAUCUUCAUCGGCGGCAGCUUUAUCUUGAAGAAAAAAGGGCUGUUGCGGCUGGCACGGAAGGGAUCCAUGCGGGCAGGUCAGGGAGGGCACGCGUACCUGAAAGAAUGGCUGUGGUGGGCUGGUUUGCUAUCAAUGGGGGCCGGGGAGGCUGCCAAUUUUGCUGCCUAUGCUUUUGCUCCUGCCACCCUCGUCACUCCGCUGGGAGCCCUCAGCGUGCUUGUCAGCGCGGUGCUGUCCUCAUACUUUCUGACGGAGCGGUUAAACCUGCACGGGAAGCUCGGCUGCCUGCUCAGCAUCUUGGGCUCCACCACCAUGGUGAUUCACGCCCCACAAGAAGAAGAGAUCAGCAGUCUGGAGCACAUGUCCCAAAAGCUGGUUGAUCCAGGGUUUUGCGUCUUCGCCACUGUGGUCAUCAUCGUAGCGCUCAUCUUCAUAUUUGUGGUGGGGCCUCGACACGGUCAGACCAACAUCCUUGUCUACAUCACCAUCUGCUCCGUGAUCGGAGCGCUGUCGGUGUCCUGUGUCAAGGGGCUGGGCAUCGCCAUCAAAGAAGCGCUAGCAGGGAAGAAUGUGGUGAGCAAUCCUCUGGCGUGGAUGCUGCUGCUGUCGCUGGUGGCGUGUGUGAGCACACAGAUCAACUACCUGAACAAAGCACUGGACAUUUUCAACACAUCGCUGGUCACUCCCAUCUACUACGUCUUCUUCACUACAUCGGUGCUCACCUGCUCCGCCAUCCUCUUCAAAGAGUGGGAGCACAUGGGCACGGACGACGUCAUCGGCACCCUGGCCGGGUUCCUCACCAUCAUCGUGGGCAUCUUCCUGCUCCACGCCUUCAAAGACGUUAGCAUCAGCUUAGCGACUCUUGCCGUCUCCAUUAGGAAGGAGGAGCGGCCGUUCCCGGCCACCAACGGCGCAACGUCCCUCGGCAGCUAUGAACUCCUGCACAAUGACGCCACUGUGGAUGUGGACGACCGAGAGGUGGGUUCACCUUUCGACAGCGUCUCCAGAAGAAAUGGAGCCAUGUCGUCCUCGUAGGGUCACUGGCAUAUCACUGUCUCCCACAGACUGAGUUAAGAUUUUAGAGGAGUGGUCUGCAGGUGUGAGACAAUCAGCUGGACAUGAGUGAACGCUGUGGACCACUGGAUUGUACUGACGUUUUAAUUUGCCUUACUGUUCUCUGGACAUGACCUGGUCAUGCUCAGUCACUGUUUGAAUUUCAUUCCUCUGUAGCUGUAAAUAUGUUUUUUAAAAAGAAACGUUUUGGUAAAUGUACGCAAGCUUUAAUGCACUAGUUUCCUUACAGCAAAAGGAUGAUAUAUAUUCUCUACGAGGUCUUGAAAGAACAGUCACUGCAAUCUGAUGUAUGUGGUUAUGUAACAACUAUUUUUGUUGAUAGUCACACUGACUUUUCAUUUCUUUGUGUACAUGAAAAGCUCUGAAGAUUGAACCAACAGAUUUUCUACAUAUUUAUGGCACAGUGAAUAAAUGAU
Molecule: messenger RNA, 1770 nt
Organism: Synchiropus splendidus (mandarinfish)
Lineage: Eukaryota; Metazoa; Chordata; Actinopteri; Syngnathiformes; Callionymidae
Gene: nipa2
Product: NIPA magnesium transporter 2
Exons: 6
Coding region: 218-1315 (365 amino acids)
Biological process (GO): magnesium ion transport
Cellular component (GO): membrane
Molecular function (GO): magnesium ion transmembrane transporter activity
Source: RefSeq, a predicted model, not a curated record